UAUCAUAUGGAUACUACGGUAACUAAUUUACAGCAGAAACGAAGACGAAGAAGGGAAAAGUGUUAAUCACCAUAAAAAGAUUCGUAAUCAUUUAUAAAUAAUUGUUACAAUAUGACCGAACUAAGAAAUCGAAAGAAAAGUGAUUUUGGUGAAGAAUUUAUUGAAGAUAUCUCCAACUUUAAUGAACCUGAGGAGAAGCCACAUGCAGUACCAAUAAUAUUAGCCAAUGAUGACCACACUUUUAAGCUAGAUGAAGAAGCUUUAAAAAAAGUAUUGUUAAAGGAAGAACUGAAAGACCGCUAUGUGGUUGUAGUGUCAGUGGCUGGUGCCUUUCGUCAUGGGAAAUCAUUUUUACUUGACUUUUUCCUUAGAUAUAUGAAUGUCAAGUAUGUACAGAAACAAAAUUCCUCAAACUGGAUAGGAUCAGAAGAAACUCCUUUGGAAGGAUUUUCUUGGCGAGGUGGAUCUGAACGAGAUACAACUGGAAUUUUGAUGUGGUCAGAGGUAUUUCUUACAGAACUUACCACUGGUGAAAAGGUAGCCAUUAUUCUGUUAGAUACACAAGGCACUUGGGACAGUAAAAGUACAGUGAAGGAAUGUGCAACAAUAUUUGCUCUAAGCACAAUGAUCAGUUCUGUGCAGAUUUAUAACUUAUCCAGUAAUAUUCAGGAAGAUGAUUUACAACAUUUGCAGCUCUUCACUGAAUAUGGCAGACUGGCGUUAGCUGAUUCGGGCAAGACGCCCUUUCAAAGACUUCAGUUUCUUGUAAGGGACUGGAGAUUUCCAUAUGAAGCACCUUAUGGUGCAGUGGGUGGUGCUCAAAUUUUGGAGAAGCGCUUAGAAGUUAGCGAUCAUCAACACUCGGAAUUGCAAUCUUUAAGGAGACAUAUACGAGCUUGUUUCUCCGAAAUAGCUUGCUUCUUAAUGCCCCAUCCAGGUAUUAAAGUUGCAACAAUUCCAACAUUUGAUGGAAGAUUAUCAGAAAUUGACCCGGAAUUUAAAGAUAAUCUAAAAAUACUUGUACCCAUGCUUUUGGGUCCUGACAACUUGGUUUUAAAAAAAAUAAAUGGCGAGAAAGUUAAAGUGCGAGAUUUCGUACAGUAUUGUAAAUCUUAUAUGCAAAUAUAUGAAGGCAAUGAAUUACCCGAACCAAAGUCUAUGCUUGUGGCCACUGCUGAAGCAAAUAAUUUGGCAGCAGUAGCCGAUGCUAAAGACACUUAUACUUUGAUGAUGGAAGAUAUUUGUGGUGGAGCAAAACCUUAUAUGAAAACUGAAAGAAUGGAAUCAGAACACAGGAUAGUUAAAGACAAAGCAAUACAACAAUUUCAAAAUAAGAAAAAAAUGGGUGGUGAGGAGUUUAGUGCUAUGUACAAAGAACAAUUGGAAAAGGAUAUUGAAGAGACAUUCUUACAGUUCAAGGCACACAACGAGAGCAAAAACAUAUUUAAAUCUGCAAGAACACCUGCAGUGUAUUUUGCUCUUGCUGUUAUAUUUUACGUUGCUUCAGGCUUCUUUGGGCUCAUUGGAUUAUAUUCACUUGCUAAUAUUUGCAACAUGGGAAUGGCAGUUGCGUUCAUUACAUUGAUGACCUGGUCAUAUGUUAGGUACAGCGGGGAAAUGAGAGAGGUGGGAAGCUACAUUGAUGAAACAGCAAAUUUCAUAUGGGAAAACCGAUCCUAUUUUAAAAAACGAAAACUGAGAAAACGACUUAAUGAAAACGGUUGUCCAAGGGUUCGUCGAAAACGGUAUGCAGCAAAUGGCUGUAGAAGUAGCUGAAAGGACAGCAUUAAAUGCCACCCGAAUAGCGGUGAACAAUGGAAUGAAAAAACAUUCAUGAUUUCCCCUUAAAUCCAAGACAUGUCUCCAUUAUAAUGCUUGAAUAUAGUUUCAAAAAUUAAUUUGUGAAGAUUUCUUCAACUUGUAUAUAAAUCUAUUCGGUUUGAGUGUUUUUAUUAAUUAACAUUGUAAUUUUAUUUGUAGGCAAUGCAUAGCCAACACUUGCAAUUACCGCUGGCUUCUUGUCAAAACUACUAAAAUUACCCUACCUAUAAAACCGUGGUACGCAAUGAUUUAAUUCUAUUCAUAUUAAAAAGAAGGCAGUGGAUAUCGCACUGAUGGUGUCGCCUGCAAAUGAUCCUAGAAAAAUAAUCAAGCGGAAAUACAAAAUAAAAAUGCACAAACCGUAAACUGAAGGACCUUUAUAAAAUGGAUUGUUAUGGGGUGUAAUUACCAAACUUUAGGGAACUUCAUCUUUGUAAUUCAUUCAAUCGUUGUGGGGCUUAUUGUACAUACAUAGGUGAAGUUUGACAUGGAUCUUUAUGUGAUAUAUAAUAGCAAUGUUCGUAUUAUUGAAUAUUUUAUUUAUUUAUUUUUGCUACAUAAAACAGUUUUUAUAUUUGGCUUAUCUUUAUGGCAUUUAUUUAAUUAUUGUACCUAAUUAUUUGUAAAUUUAUGUGUACCUUUAGCAACCACAUUUUUGCCAAUAUUGUAAGUGCAUAUCACUGUGAUAAUAAUUAGAAACCUUUUUUUUUUCAAUGAAUGAUUAAUCUUGAAUGAAGGCUGUUCCUUAAACAAAAAUGUAUCAAGAAGAAUUUCAAUCGAAUCUAUUAAAAUAUAGGUAAUAACUGACCAUGAAUGGCUAAUGGGGAUGAAUUAACAUUGACAUCAUAAAAGAAACCAUUGGCAAGUUGGAAUUAACCAAAAAGAUAUUCCUCAAAUUAAACAACUAAUUUUGAAAAUUGAUUUCUCUUCAGGUAAGGUAUAAUAAAACGACAAAUCUCCUUGAUGCAUUAUUUGUUACAAAAUUAAACUCCGCACUUACAUCUUACGUCUUUUAAAUAAUAUAAUUCCUCUUUCAGGUAAGAUUGGAAUUAAUGAGAUAUCCCUCUGUGCUCCUAUCCCAAUCCGUUCUAAAGAAGUUUUAUAUAUUUUUUAGAUUAUCUGUUCUUUUAAAACAUUUGUACAUUUCAAAUAAUUUGUGUUAUGGUUUUUAUUUGUGCAUUUUAAUUUGGUUAGUUUUAGGGGACUUCUUAGCUCACUAAUAAUGAUUGUUAUAUAUAAUUUGUUUAGCAUUGGGCCUUUGCUCAGCGGGUCAAAAUUGGGUGCCAUUGUUCGCCGUUUUUUUUUUGUUUUUUGUAAGUUCUUUUUUUUAUCCAGAGAUUUAUUCAUAUGUAUCUAAAAGAUGAUGCCUGGAAACAAAAAAAAUAUAAAUAUGUUUACACCAUUCAACUGUGUUAAGAUUUCAGGGAAAAUAUUUCUUGAAACGCUUGCAGGCUGUUCCGGGUUAUAGUCUAGAAAUCAGCUGGCAUUUUUGACCAUGAUCAGUAAGAACUCUAAAUGUUUUUCGAUAGUUCACUGAGUCAUCAUAAAAUGGGAAAAAUGGAUAUGAACCUCAGCAUUUGCGGUGGGUGUAGCCGCGGCGGACGCCCACACACGUACAAUAACUAUUUAAGAAAAAACAAUAUGCAGAAAGCUGAUACUUUUUUAUACGUUAAUCAUAUUGUAUAUAGUUGUAAAAAAUAGCCAGCUGACUGUACCAUGGUGUAUUAUAUGUCAGCUUGCAGCGUGAAAUACAACAAUAUCAAGAAGCUGAAAUUUGGCGAUAGUUAGUUUUAAUUAGUUCAUGAGCGUUAUGGAAAAAAUAGUCCGCUGAAUUUAUCGUGGUGUAAAAGUGCUCGGCUGGCAAUCAGAAGUUACAUUUUAUUGCUUCAAGCACUGGUGCGUGAUAUAUUUAAUUCAAUCGCAAAAAUUGCGCGAAUAAUAUUUUUCAGAUAACUGAUAAUUUAUCAUAUUAUAUUUGCAAUAUAUUUUUUAAAAUCGUAAUUAAUUUCUGUUUUAACAGAUAAUUAAAAAAUACUGUUCGCGGUUACUGUGCAUCAGUGGAAUUGUGCUAUGAUUUACGAUCGUAAUAUGGAUGAGUUCAAGCAUCUAGCAUCGUACUAAAUAUUACUUAUAUUUCGGACUGUUAAAAUUAUUACUUAUGUGUUGAUGUAAAAAAAUUUAAAGUUUUGGUUAGUUUUGUUUGUCCGUUUUAAAAUACUGUAGACAUAUUAACUUUGACGAUUUCUAUAAAGCUAAUGUAGCUAACUAUUUCUUUAUAAAAUUUCAGUUUUCUUGAUAUUUAUUUACGUAAUAUGGUUCACAUGUUUUCACAGUCGGCUGACUAUUUUCUUUAGAACUACAUAAGAAAAGUAUCAGCUGUCUUGAUAUUGAUAUUUUUUUUAAUAUUUCAUUUACUGUCAAUACGAAAUGAACAAAAGUAGAAAAUCUCAACCUUUUUCCCCAUAAUGACCCAAAAAUUGCAGCUGUCUCCCGGACUAUUGGUUUACGUUUUUACUUUUUUUUUACUGCGUCCUAAUAACAGCCACGAAUAUUGGGCCGAACGACCAGCACAUCUUCGGGCCAUUUAUUUGGUGUUUUAUGGAUCAGUUUUAAUAAAGGCUUCUUCGGUAAACUUUAUAUUAUCAACGGCGAAGUUUUCGGGACUAAAAUUUGAUUAGAAUACAGCAUACGACACAGAUUUGAAUUAAACAACUGCUAAUUUUGACUAUCGUAUUUACAUCUAAAUACUGCAUGGACCACAUUUCUGACCUGAUAUCCUUAAUGCUAUUUUGCUCUCUAUAAAUGAUUUAAUUUAAAACAUAUUUUAAUAUAACUGAAGAUGAAAAGGUGGGCAACUAAAUUUAACUAAUUCUUUAGUGAUGGUAUCGUUAUACGGCCAAAUGUUGUUAAAACUGUUUAUAAAUUAUUCUAUUUUGCAACGAUAAAUUGUGGCGAGAAUAUUUUUAAAUAAACAUGGGUCUGUAAGGUUAUAGCGUAAGAUUACUAAUUUACUUUCACACCCAAGUGCCUCCUAACUAGUAGUUAGUAUCUCAUAAGUUUGUCUUUUGUAAUUUAGUUAUGUUGAAUUGUUUAUUUGUUAAUUAUUUGUAUUACAUGGUGUUAGUCAAAAAUAAUGCAGGAAAAUAAGGGUAAAGAUAAUAAUGAUUUUCAUGAAUUGCGAUAUAUAUAUAUAU
This is a messenger RNA of Cylas formicarius (sweet potato weevil), 5015 nucleotides long. RefSeq names its product atlastin. The transcript has 11 exons. Bases 112 to 1776 code for a protein of 554 amino acids. Gene Ontology annotation, biological process: endoplasmic reticulum organization; protein homooligomerization. Gene Ontology annotation, molecular function: GTP binding; GTPase activity. The record is from RefSeq and is a predicted model, not a curated record. NCBI's taxonomy places the organism in Eukaryota, Metazoa, Arthropoda, Insecta, Coleoptera, Brentidae.